AGGUUGCUUUGUGACAUCUUACUGACCUCACCCCGAUCGUUCCGCCGACGCUAGUCCGAAAUGGCGCUUCGUCCACUCCUGCGUAAAAUUGAGAACAUUGGGCUUUUCUCGCCUGUAUGUAGCCGGGACAUAUUCACAACCUCCUGCAUGUGUCAUCCUGAAGAACCAUUAGUCCUGUCAAAACUCAAGCGCGGUACUGGGGGUCGCUCCUCUUUCAACGGAAUGGUCGCCACCGUGUUUGGGGCCACAGGGCGACUCGGACGGAAUGUAAUCACUCAUCUGGCAAAAACCGGGACACAGAUAAUAAUUCCCUAUCGUGGUGACCCGUACUUUGUGAGAGACCUGAAAGUGCUGGGUGAUCUCGGUCAGAUAUUGUUCUUGCCUUUUCAUUUAGAAGAUGAAAAUACUAUCCGUCAAUCUAUGCGCUACAGCGAUGUGGUCAUCAAUUUGGUUGGCAAGGAAACUCACACCCGUAAUUUCACACUAGAACAAGUUCACGUCGACGGGGCAGCACGAAUUGCCCGCAUCUCUAAAGAAAUGGAAGUUGACCGCCUUGUGCACGUGUCCGCACUCUGUCAAAACCCGAAUCCCCCCUGCUACGUCCGUGGACCGUCUCGUUUUAUGAAAUCCAAGGCAGCUGGAGAAUCGGAGGUGUUGCGAGAGAGGCCAGAUGCAAUCAUCUUUCGUCCAGCUGAUAUGUUUGGGGAACAGGACAGGUUUUUGUGCUAUUAUGCAGCGAAACCUCGCCGCGUAGGAAUGGGCCGAACAACCGAUGUACCCCUGUGGGCACUAGGACAAAAGACAAUCAAACAACCGGUGUACAUUGGUGAUGUGGCUCGAGGCAUUGUGAACAGUUUGACUGCUCCGGAUUCACCUGGGCGCAUCUACGAGGCUGUCGGGCCUCAUCGAUAUCGGCUAGAUGAUCUGGUCAAAUGGAUCUACUUCAUUUGUCGUUACUUUCCCAACGAGUUGAAUAUCGUCCGGAUAAAUCCGAUUUUCCUAUGCGUGUGUUAUUCAAUCAAUACAUGGCCCGAGUCACACCGUUUUUAAGCUUCGAACGCCUGGAGCGGGAGUUCUCCACGGACACAUUGUCGGGCACCCCAACGUUAGCCGAUCUGAACGUGAAGCCGACCAAACUGGAGGACCGCAUUCAUCAUAUCGUGUUUCUUUUUCGACGUUAUAACUACUAUUGGGACGCUGUGGGCGAAAUCCCCGAACCACCCAAUCCACCUAUACAACUGGAUUGAACUGUGCGGACAAUCUGAUAGUCUUCUUUGCUCCUACGAUGGUCCCCUUCUUUUCUUUGCCACCUUUACUCAUCAAUACUGCAUUGUUACAGCGAGAAAAAAUUAGAACCGUGUUAUAGAAGUACCCCUUUCUCUAGUUUCAAUUUGGAGUUGCCAAUUUUUUCCCUGUAAAUCAGGUCAGUCCAUUUCGAAUGUCUCAAACAUACCGUGCAAGUGUUG
Opisthorchis viverrini is the source of this 1466-nucleotide messenger RNA. RefSeq lists its product as hypothetical. Gene Ontology annotation, cellular component: mitochondrion. Gene Ontology annotation, molecular function: protein-containing complex binding. NCBI's taxonomy places the organism in Eukaryota, Metazoa, Platyhelminthes, Trematoda, Opisthorchiida, Opisthorchiidae. Bases 61 to 1050 code for a protein of 329 amino acids. The transcript has 5 exons. The record is from RefSeq and is a predicted model, not a curated record.